Messenger RNA from Musca domestica (house fly), 1946 nucleotides. RefSeq lists its product as uncharacterized. The transcript has a single exon. Bases 576 to 1472 code for a protein of 298 amino acids. The record is from RefSeq and is a predicted model, not a curated record. NCBI's taxonomy places the organism in Eukaryota, Metazoa, Arthropoda, Insecta, Diptera, Muscidae.
ACUGAAUGAACGAAGAAAUUGUUGUUGCCGAAAAGAAGCAAAAGAAAAAAAUUCCCGUUGAAACACUGAAACCAAUUUUGUUUCAUUUUUGUUUUCGCGGGUAGUAGUGGGUAUAAAGCAAAAGUCGUUGUGAGAAAGCACUUCAUUGCCAUAUUAACUCAGGACAGAGUAACAACGCUUAAAACGUACGCAACGGUAGAAACAAAAUUCAGACGAGAAUGAUCGUUAGAGAUCGUGCAAAUUCGGAAGUAAUAUAACAACAGCAACAACAUUAAGAGAGAUACCAUUGACGAAAAGUGAAUCCCCUUUUGAAUGAAAACAAAAGCCAUACACAACAAAAAAAAAUAAAAACAAGACUACACACUAGUGAGAAAUUGAUUAUGGAAUGAGAGUGAAUGUGAGUGUGUGCAAGAGUCCAGCUGAUGAAAACCCAAUAAAAACAAACGUUACGCAUUAAUUGAAUAUCUGAACAAAUACACCAGCAAGAACAGAAGAAAUAUAAAAAUAAAUGCAGUAUUACAGAAAACAUUGACAUUUGAAAUAAAAACAAGAGAAUAAGUGCCAAAGUAUACAAAAUGGGAAUACGUGUUUAUGACAGCAGCGAAAUGUUGAACAUGGAAGACUACAACACUAGCUGUAGCUGCUGCAGCUGUAGUAGUACUCAGAAUACAAGUGAACAAGCCAACGGAACGGAAACGCCGUUGACAACAACUACAACAACCUGUGCCUCAAAAGAUCCAUGUGGCGCUUACAGAGACAUCGUGGGCAACUGCAAGGAAAUACAUAUGGAAACAAAUACCUGCAAUUUACGCAUUGUUGGCAACAAUAAUCGCAUCAAAAUAUCCAUGAAUACGGGUAAUUUAUUAGUAAUCGGCAACAAUAACCGCCUGAAAAUAAAAUCAAAUCAUGGCCAUCUCAAGUAUACCGGAAAUGAUGGUCGUAUUAGCCUGGGUAUUGAGUCGACACAGCAAAAUGUUAAUUACAUUGGUUGUAAUGGUACCUUGAAAAUAGUUAAAUCAAUGAAAUUUUCUAAAAAUAAAUCAACAGUCAGCAGCAGCCACAGUAAGAAAACCAAUUGCUGUUGUUGCAAUACCAGUGAUGGUGCUAACAGAAAAACGGAACAAGAUGACAAACAGUAUAAUGGAAAUUUUAAGCAGAAUUCAUCUACCACAAGAACAACAACAUCCGCCUCAAAUGACAAGAAACCCAAAAAAAAGUCCCAUUCAUAUGGUGGCGCAAAUCAAGAAUAUUGGAAUAUGUUUAAUACAACGUAUGAUAAAAGGAAAAAUUCCCUACCAAAUUUGCCAAAUUCCCAGAAGUUUGAUAUGACUGGAAAUAAAACAGAAAGAGUAAAUCCAACAAAAUUAAAUACAAAUAUUAUACAAACUAUUGGAGAUAUUGUUAUAGCCAAUGCUUCGAAUAUCUGUAUAUCACCUCAGGUUACAAAUAUUAUUACGGCUAAAGCUCAUUAGGUUUCAUAUAUAUUUUUUUGUAAAUUAUAUCACAAAACUAAGAAGGACUCAUAAUCCCUAAGGACUUUUUAGCUCAAUAAUCUAGUCUUAGCUAAUGCAAAAGGCUAUAUUACCCUGCGGCUUGAAUAUUCAUAUUACAAAAGAACAAAACAAAAACAAUUGCCAGAAGUAUUCCUCUUAUAUUUUUAUCAUUCAUUUUCAAAAACCAGUUAAAUGGUUAUUUCAUGUUCAAAGAUUGAGACUUAAUACAAUGUUUAUUUUCUUGCCUUUAAGUUAUAAAAACAAAAAACAGAUAUUUUCUUGAGAAAACCAUGUUCCUAAUCAAUAGACAAUCAUGACAAAUACGUGUAUACAUUUGUAUUAGCACUAAGCAAUAUUAUUCAUUAUAGAACAAUUGUUAUUUAGUACCUAAUUUUAUUGUAAUAGUUAUAUCGAAAAAAAAUUAUUUUGACUGAUUGUUAAGUAAUGGAAAAA